This is a messenger RNA of Colius striatus (speckled mousebird), 4183 nucleotides long. RefSeq names its product cytokine inducible SH2 containing protein (gene CISH). The transcript is spliced from 3 exons. Gene Ontology annotation, biological process: phosphatidylinositol phosphate biosynthetic process; intracellular signal transduction. Gene Ontology annotation, cellular component: phosphatidylinositol 3-kinase complex. Bases 757 to 1533 code for a protein of 258 amino acids. The record is from RefSeq and is a predicted model, not a curated record. NCBI's taxonomy places the organism in Eukaryota, Metazoa, Chordata, Aves, Coliiformes, Coliidae. Gene Ontology annotation, molecular function: 1-phosphatidylinositol-3-kinase regulator activity.
CGGCGCUGCCCGGCCCGGCGCGGCCUCCGGGAGGGCUCCGCUCCCCUCCCCCGGCCAGCCGCGCCGCGCUGACAUCACCGCGGCCGUUAUGGACACGGCUAUUUAUACCUGCUCUUUUUUUCCCCUCCCCGCGUGGCUGAUCUCGGAAGCGCGAUGUGAACACAAUACGAUUCCAGGAAUCCCUCACUUCCUGGAACAGAUUAAAAGGGGCAAACAAAAGAUUACUUAGUAGGGUGGGUUUUUUCCGCGGAGCUUCAUUACCGCCGGAGUCGGUGCAGACGCCGGCUCAGCUCUGCCGGCUCCUUGCCUCGGCAGCCGGGGACACGCUAUUUAUUGGGAUUUAUUUAUUACCGUUUCACAGUGCUCUGAAUAUUUCUUUUUCUGAACCACUGCUCUGAAGGAAGAUCAGUUCCUCUUUAAAUAUCUAUCGUUUCCCUUUUCUUUGGUGAUUUUUUAAACUUCCCCCCCGGCUGUUUCUGAGCAGCAGAACAAGACGUUUUUUAAAGCACUGAGAGUGCACCCGCGUUCACGGCCAAAGUUGCUACACAAGCUUCCUCGGACAGCCCGAUCGCCUCCCGCUUGGCUUUUCCUGAGGCUGACACACAGCCUACUGUGGAAGGGGUUUGCUGGGACUCUCCAGCUUUCUCUGACCGUGAAAACCAAACCAGAGGCUGGAACCAGCUUGACUCCUGGGAAGCAAAGAGAAAGGAGGAAAGGAGAAGAGGAGAAAGCAUUUCCCACCUUCCUGAAGACUUAAUGCUUUUCCCUUGGUCCAGGAGUGACAUGAUCCUCUGUGUUCAGGGACCUCAUCCUUUGCUGGCGGAGGAAAAGAUCAGGAGGCUGUCGCUCAGGGGCAUUGCGGUGGAGCUGCCGGAGCCCAUCAUGCAGCCUCUCCCAGUUAUGGCCUUCCAGGAGGAGUCCACGCCUGCCUUUACAGCACCAGCUCCAGAGAGCAACCCACCUCAGACACGAGACCCUGAAGAAGACCUUCUCUGCAUUGCAAAAACCUUCUCCUAUCUGCGAGAAUCUGGUUGGUACUGGGGAUCUAUCACUGCCAGCGAGGCCAAGCAGCAUCUCCAAAAGAUGCCUGAGGGCACCUUCCUGGUACGGGACAGCACCCACCCCAGCUACCUGUUCACACUCUCGGUCAAGACCAAUCGAGGCCCCACCAACGUGCGCAUCGAAUACACUGACAGCAAGUUCCGGCUGGACUCCAACUACCUGUCCAAACCUCGCAUCCUGGCCUUCCCAGACGUGGUCAGCCUCAUCCAGCAUUACGUCACGUCCUGCACUAUGGAAAGCAAGGGCGAGGCUCCUUACCCGCCCCCGGCUCCUCUACCUCCCGUGCAGAAAGAGAUGGCGGCAGCUGCAGUGCACUUGAAGCUCAUCCGGCCGCUGGGCCGCAAGGACAACAUCCCCAGCCUGCAGCACCUGUGCCGGCUGCGCAUCAACAAGGCGGCAGCCGACGUGGAGCAGCUGCCUCUGCCGCGCCGGAUGACGGACUAUUUGAAGCAAUACCCUUUCCAGCUCUGAAGCGAGGCCCUUCUCUCUCAGGCAUGACAGACAGGGACGGAAGGAAGAGAACUUGGUGUCUUUGUCCCGCUGAAACGCGGCCUCGGGUGGGCACAGUAAAAGCCCUGAUUCUCAAGCAGAGACUGCAUCCAUCUUCCCUCUCUCCCCUUCCCUCUGAAUCCAUUCCAGCGCCAGGGAGGAGUUGGUGGUUUCGGUGAACGAUGGGACACAACCUGAGCUCUGAACCUCAGGCCUCGCUGACAGUGGCUGUGAGAAUGUGCUGUAGGCAUGUGCACACUACUUGAAUCUCAGAGUUGCUGUGACACCAGAAAUGUUGACAUUGUUAGUUUUGCUAUUUAUUUCCAUGGCAGUUUCUCUCCUCGGGAUAUUUUAAAAGCACCUUUUACUUUUUGUUGUUGUUGUUGUUUCUUUUUCUGUUGUGGAAUUAGAGAUCAAGAUUCCCAGCCAACUGGCAGCCAAAAAUCUGUGGGAAUUUGGAUUUGGAUUCACAUCCAAAUUGUACCUGUUUGAGCCUGUCCCUGUAACAGGUCACAGGAGUCCACAUCCAAGCUCCCUCAGACUGCUGGAGGAAGUGGGGCUCAGAUGACUGUAUCUAGACCCACCUCUACAGAAGCAGAGAAUAUCCUUUUUCUUUCUUCCUUAGCUCCAGGGGGCUGGGUAUCAUAAGCUCAAAGCACAUUGGCAGCAGCUUGUGCGUCCCUCAGCUGCAUUCUGCAUCAUAGGUCAUGGACAGGAGACGUCUUCAAGGAAGCCCUUCUUCCUUGAAAAGCUCUAAGCAGAGAUUUUGGAUAUUGAGCUUGAGCCAGGGAGCACUCAUCCCCCCUCCUCUGGUUUUUUUUUUCCACCCACCUUCUCCAUCUUCAAAGGAAGUUUGUGACAAAACAUUUAGAAACAAGCAGUCAGAAACCCAACCUUCUUAUUCACAGGCAGAGGUUUGGUUGCAGAGCACUCUGCAAUUUGGCUUGCAUUUUGAAAAGAGCUGUUCCCUGACGUUGCCCUUGCCCUGCAAGACACGGAGCAAGAACAGACUCUCCUCGAGCAGGGGUUCAGAGACAGCUCUGCUGAGCUGCACCAAAGACAUACGUGGCUUCAGGAUAUUUAUUUAUUUAUUUGGAGGGCUAACAAUUUGGAAGCACCUCAGUACAAAGAGCUGUCCUUCCUCUGGGCUAACACAAUGCCAAACUGCCAGUUGCUCUGCUUUUGCCAGCAUUAUUCCCAAGCCACAUGGCUUCGGUCAGAGCUAGGCUCCAGCACACACUGGAAACCACAAGCCAACUUUUCUCUUUGCCAAGGUCCAGCCCUCUCCUCUCCCUUUCUCCAACUUGCAUGUUUGUUAUCUGUAAUAAGAUCUUUUUACUCUGGGUUUCCUUCCAUCACCCCAUCCCUUUACAGCCCUGCAGAUAAGCACAAUGGCUCUCCCUUGCUUUUUUUCGUGGUUAGGAGGGACAAACAGCAGAUGGGAUCUGCUCAGAACAAAGCAUAGACAGAAAAGUGGGCACUUCUGUUUGUUUGCAUGAUCUCAUCGCCUUCUCACCCUGUAGGAGCCAGUCCAUGCCACUGAGUGAGAGUAGAGAGGGGAACAGAUGGGUCUAGAGAAAUUAUAUUUUGGCUUCUUUUGCCCCUAAGACCCCAUAAUUUGAUCAAGCAUGAAUCAAUGCUAAAGAUUCCUCGUACGUCUCUCCCUGGGACUGUGUCUCCAAGGCUCUACAAAUUAAAAGAGACAAAUCCCAGCUACACCUGAGGGUUAAGAGAGAAGGUGGGAAAAGAUGGGAUGGUGACCCAGGAGACAAGCUCAAAACAAGGGCAGACUUUCUUGCACCCUAUCUUAAAGCUGCCCAAAGGGAUGAGAUGGCCUGAUGUGCUUAGUCAAUGUCCUUUAUUUUUCCCCUCCACAUUUAUACAAGUUUGUGCUCUUGCAAGCUUUGUUUUUGAUACUUUGGUGAUUGACAAUGUGCAUGUGUGAUGUCAGGUUUGCUUUUUGUUAUAGCCUUCCCCCUGCCCCAUCUGGGCAUCUCUGGGGGGGUACUGAAUGAGAACUUAGAAGGCAAAACAAAAAGCUUCUUUUUCUUUUUUAUAUAAUAGAAACCAAACCACUGAAAAGGCUUCCUUUUAUCCAAACACCUCUAUCUGCCUGAGGACACUGGGAGCAAGGAAACCACAGCUCUUCAAGGAGCAGCAGUGAUCUCAGGAAGCCCAUAUGGCUUGGCCACAGGCUUGGUAUCUGCAGCGUGUAAAAGCUCGGUUUGGGAAACGUACAGCGGGACAGGACAAGCUGCUCAGCACUCUGCAACUUGCCUCCUACUUGAUCUUUUCUCUGUUGGGGGUAAUGAGGAAAUCAAGCUUGCAAGGUUUGACCUCGUUGCCCCAGGAGAGCCCCAGCUAAAAUGACAGAAGCAUGUAAGGAGAAUGAAUGCCUGGUUAAUCCCCAGGAGGACGAAGCUAAGCUGAAGGCUGUAAGCUCACGUGGGCAGGGACCAUGUCUGUUACAUGUUUGUUCUGCGUCUAGCACAAUAGGGUUCUCUAGGUGCUACUGCAAUACAAAGAAUAAACAAUACAGUUACUCCAGAAAGUCAGUUUCUUCUAUCUUGACACAGUUUGUUAAAAAUCAUUUGACAUGGAUUUUAAAUAAACGUUUUAAAUACAUUUUAAA